AUGCCUCGACCAGGGAGAAACACGUACAGUGACCAGAAACCACCGUACUCCUACAUCUCCCUUACCGCUAUGGCGAUACAGAGUUGCCCAGAGAAGAUGCUCCCUCUUAGUGAGAUUUAUAAAUUCAUCAUGGACAGAUUUCCGUACUACAGAGAGAAUACGCAACGGUGGCAGAACUCAUUGCGACACAACUUGUCGUUUAACGACUGUUUCAUCAAAAUUCCAAGGCGACCAGACCAACCUGGCAAAGGGAGUUUCUGGGCUCUCCAUCCCAGCUGCGGGGACAUGUUCGAGAAUGGAAGUUUCUUGAGACGCCGUAAACGCUUCAAGUUAAUGAUGACAUCAGACCACUUAGCGCCUAACAAACCGUCGGAUGCUGCCCAUUACCUGCAACAACAAGCUAAACUUAGACUGAGCGCUCUGGCGGCUUCUGGGACUCAUCUUCCACAGAUGUCAGGUUACAACAUUGGAGUCCCUCACCAGACGUCCACUUUCAAGCACCCGUUUGCUAUCGAAAACAUAAUCGCCAGAGAGUACAAAAUGCCCGGGGGACUUGCCUUUUCCACUAUGCAGUCCAUGUCUGCUGGCUAUCCCCUGCAUAACCAACUGACCACAGCCUGGCCCCACAUGUACAGCACUAGCGUGAUGGACACGGCAGCCCCCAUCUCAAUGGCCAGUGAUUACUCUCCGUACGGGAUGCCCCUCAAGUCUUUUUGCCACGGUGGACAGACUUUACCUGCCAUUCCGGUGCCAAUAAAGCCUACCAUGGCCUCAGUGCCGGGUCUGUCAGCGCUGCCAGCUCACAUUCCAGCUUUCCUUGCGAACUCGCCGCAAUCGUUAAGUCCUACAUCCCCCCAAACAGCUACUAGCCAAAGCAGCCCUGCCACUCCAAGCGAAACUCUCACAAAUCCGUCCUCGGCAUUGCAGUCAGUGGUUGCAGUCCACUGA
This is a messenger RNA of Hypomesus transpacificus, 948 nucleotides long. Its product is annotated as forkhead box protein B1-like. Bases 1 to 948 code for a protein of 315 amino acids. The record is from RefSeq and is a predicted model, not a curated record. Gene Ontology annotation, biological process: anatomical structure morphogenesis; cell differentiation; regulation of transcription by RNA polymerase II. The transcript has a single exon. Gene Ontology annotation, molecular function: RNA polymerase II cis-regulatory region sequence-specific DNA binding; DNA-binding transcription factor activity, RNA polymerase II-specific. Lineage: Eukaryota; Metazoa; Chordata; Actinopteri; Osmeriformes; Osmeridae.